UUGAUAGUGCACAGUGCGAGCCCAAUGGAAGCUCUAGGGGGAUAUCGGAGACGAAGCGUGAUGGUGCCACACCCGCUAUACUCUCCGGUGACAAGGCAUUCACGAUGAGACCAUAUGCACCUUCGCGGGCCCCUCCCAUGCUGGACCGGAUAGACUUCCCCAUUCCUCCAGUGACUGGUGAUCUCAACGAGGCGAACAUGACUGCCUCCCGACAACCAGCAAGGGGAAUGGAUUCCCGUGGACUUCAUGCAGACACUAGUAGACACAACAUUUGCAAUGGGGCCCCUGCAUGGGCGACUCGUCAGACGGAACCAUAUUUACCAUCACAGCUGUUUCCACCCAACUUCUGCUUAGAGAAUGCGGAGAGUCCCCGGAAUCUUCCUCCAUGGAGGGACCGGCGGCCAUAUCCACUGCCACCACCAGCACCAAACCCCACGACGCGACGACGAUCGCGGGCUCUACCCACACCACCUGGCGGGAACAUUAACUCACCAUCCCACCACGACAGCCUUGGGCGGUAUCAAAGAUCAUUGGCACACACAACACAAUCUACUUACACGCACCUGCAAGCUCAAAUCGACCACUGGCGUGAUGAGUGUGUUCGCCAGAACCUUCAGGACAGUCCAGCCUGGGGAUAUAGCAUUGUGGAUGAGGCAAAGGGAAAGUCCAAGGAAGUAGACCCACUCACUGAUCUGAGCGAUCAUCCAUUACGAAACCCGACAUUGGCGAACGACUACAAACUUACUGUUGCACCGCCUGACAUCAUUGAUUUCAAUUGUGGCCCUAGCCAUGUGGCUUCAGUUUCGGGUUCUCCGUUCUCGAUUCCGUGUCAAGCAACUGGUGCAACCUCAGCACCGAAUAAUUUAGCACUGCACAAUCCUCCCGUGAGCGGUACUUGAUAUGCAAACUAGGAUGUCACACUCAUUUUCAAUCUAGAUCCCGCCAAAUGCCACAUUCGAGGGCGUCCCUGCCGCGUAUGAUGACACUCAGAAGCGGCGC
Molecule: messenger RNA, 999 nt
Organism: Cantharellus anzutake
Lineage: Eukaryota; Fungi; Basidiomycota; Agaricomycetes; Cantharellales; Hydnaceae
Exons: 3
Coding region: 105-899 (264 amino acids)
Source: RefSeq, a predicted model, not a curated record